Molecule: messenger RNA, 1502 nt
Organism: Theobroma cacao (cacao)
Lineage: Eukaryota; Viridiplantae; Streptophyta; Magnoliopsida; Malvales; Malvaceae
Product: Ubiquitin system component Cue protein
Molecular function (GO): ubiquitin binding
Source: RefSeq, a predicted model, not a curated record
AUCAUCCCCCCAUCCAACCAAAAAUUUCCAAUUUUCUGAUUUUCCUCCUGGCUGCUGUCCUGCCCCCUCCUCCAGCCAUGAUAACCAACAACAAUUACAAAAAUAAAAAACAAAAAGAGAACAAGAUUCAACCGCUCCCUCAAAUGCUACACCAACAAAAGCAAUUCCUCUGUAUCCAAUUUCUAUCGAUAGAGAGAAAUCAUAAAUCCUAGUUUUAUGAAUUCCUUGUUUUGAGAAAUUCCGAGAUCGACCGUCGGAUCGGAGUUUUUGAGAUUGAAUUUCGAUAUAAUUUAAAAGGGAGGGGGGAUUGGGAAGAAAAAAAAAAAAAAAGAAGGCCAAAACAGCAGGCAAUUUGGCUGAAACAUGUCUGCCAUAGUUUCAGGGAAGAGAUCUUUCUUUGAGGAAUUGAGUGCAACACCUCCCGUUUCCAAGAGAAUCCGUUGCUCUUCUCGUUUUGCUUCUUCUUCUUUCUCUCCUUCUUCUUCUUCGCCGCCGCCGUCGCCUUCCUCCUCGUUUCUGAUCGAUCAAUUGAUUGCUAUUUUCCCUGAAAUGGACAAGCAGGUUCUUGAGAGAGCACUUGAAGAAUGUGGAGAUGAUUUGGAUUCAGCUAUUAGAAGUUUGAAUGAGCUUCGUUUAGGAUCUGCUUAUAGAAAUGCAGCUCCUGCUGCGGAUAAAACUGCUGUAGCAUUAGAAGGAAAUGUUCAACAUCAAGCGCAAGGUGUCGCAACAGCUAAUGGAGAUGUUCCAACUAAGGAACAGACAGCCCCAGAAGUCUUAUCAUUGGAUGGUUCAGAUUGGGUGGAGCUUUUUGUUAGAGAAAUGUUGAAUGCUUCUAACAUUGAUGAUGCCAGAGCUCGUGCCUCUAGAGCAUUGGAGGUUUUGGAGAAGUCCAUUCAUGUACGCGCUGGAGCAGAGGUGGCCCAAAAUUUUCACCAGGAAAAUAGGAUGCUGAAAGAACAACUGGAAGCACUUAUUCAGGAAAAUUCUAUUCUCAAGCGAGCUGUUGCUGUUCAGCAUGAGCGUCAGAAAGAGUAUGAAGAUCAGAGCCAGGAGUUGCAGCAUCUAAAGCAACUAGUAUCUCAAUAUCAGGAACAGCUAAGAACCCUUGAGGUAAACAACUAUGCAUUGACAAUGCACUUAAAGCAAGCACAACAAAGCAGCUCUAUCCCAGGCCGUUUCAACCCUGAUGUUUUCUAGUAAUUCUUGGAUAUAGCUAAUGAUCUUUAGCCUCUUAAAGUUUGUAAUCUGCUUCAAUUAGUGUGCUGCCACAUGGUGGUGUUCUUUUUUUCUCUCGCUUUAGAGAAGAGUAGGCUGCAGUCAAAACCUAUGCCUCAAUUUUUUAACGAAGACAUGUAUGGUAGUUUGUCUUCCUAAGUAUUUACUUGAAGUGAAUAUUUGAUAGUCAAAAAAUGUUGUAAGGUUUUGCAUCCACAGACAUGAACCUUUUAUUUGUAUCCACUUGUAUGCUAUAGAAGAAGAUUGAAGUCUGCAUUUCAUCCUCA